AAUAGUCAACAGUUAACAUCUGGACAUUCGAAGAGAUGCAUCUGAACCUGAACUAUUUUAUUGGUCUGCUGCUGGUGCUGCUUUGCAGUACAUUUGCGAUGGCCUAUCCCCAGGGACCUGGCUGUGGUCCUCCACCAAGUGGCACUCCACCUCCUGGACCUCGGCCAUCGGGUCCUCCACCUGGUGGCCGUUGCGGUCCACCGCCUUCAACCACGGCUGCUUCCACCGGGUAAAUCGAUUUUCGACUCCAAACCACAAUCACAAGGCUACCGGAUAUGACCUCUAGAAAAUUCUUUAGUUAAGACAUUUUUUUUUUAACUCGAAUUCAAUGAAAUAUAUAUAAAAUAUAUAUAUA
Molecule: messenger RNA, 355 nt
Organism: Drosophila eugracilis
Lineage: Eukaryota; Metazoa; Arthropoda; Insecta; Diptera; Drosophilidae
Product: basic proline-rich protein
Exons: 2
Coding region: 36-233 (65 amino acids)
Source: RefSeq, a predicted model, not a curated record